UCAUGGUAAUACAUCAUUUAUUAUUGUUUAGGGCAAACAACCAACAUAAGGUUAAAAGAAAACCAAGGAUUAGAUUGCUAAAGCUGCUUCUUAAAGAAGUAAAUAAACAAAGAAGGUAAAAUUGUUCCAUGAUUACUUGCUUAGAAAUGGACUAAAGGAAGAGCAAAGGAUAAAUUAAACAAUGCCGUGUAUUUAGAUAAUACAGCCUACAAAUAAAUUGAGACCUAAUUACCAAAAAUGGGUGCAUUGAUCACAGUCUCAACAGUAUCAGAUAAAUUCAAAGUAAAUGGGUAUUUAUUGCUGUCUUAUCCCUUAUUAUAGUUCAUUGGCAAGAAGAUGCAUUAGACAUUUCGCAAAAUCAGGUUUGUUGGUACCAGCUGGAGAUUAAAAUUCUAAAUAAUACAUCUACACUGUAAAUGCUCAAGUUGUUGCUGCUUAAAAAGCUGCCGCUGCUGCUGCUGCCGCUGAUAAACCAUAAGCCUAAAAGAAAGCUCCAGCUAAGAAAUGAG
Messenger RNA from Paramecium pentaurelia, 509 nucleotides. NCBI's taxonomy places the organism in Eukaryota, Ciliophora, Oligohymenophorea, Peniculida, Parameciidae. The record is from the annotation of a GenBank genome assembly.